Messenger RNA from Malania oleifera, 5334 nucleotides. RefSeq names its product increased DNA methylation 1. The transcript has 9 exons. Lineage: Eukaryota; Viridiplantae; Streptophyta; Magnoliopsida; Santalales; Ximeniaceae. The coding region runs from base 579 to 4937 and encodes 1452 amino acids. The record is from RefSeq and is a predicted model, not a curated record. Gene Ontology annotation, molecular function: acyltransferase activity, transferring groups other than amino-acyl groups.
GGAGAAGAGGUUAUAGAGAGAGAAAGAGAUUGGUGAGUGGAGAGAGAAAGGGUGAGGUAGAAAGGAUCAGAGAACCUGGGGGGGUGGGGGGGAGAGAGAGAGGGGCGAAGAAGGUGUGCCAUCUGUUGUACUUGAGAGCACUACUCGGGGUUUUCGACGCCCUUCGUUACUAUUUGCUUGUGGAGUCUGCUCUGUUGUGAAUUGUGAAGGGGAUGAGGCCCAAAGGUGAUCCGUUUGUGCUAUCUUCGGAGUUUAUCUCGUCUGUUGGAGAAACCCAACGAGCUGCAUCAAUGGGUGAAGCCCUAGUUUCUGAGGGUUGUUGAUCUGCAGAGGCAUUGCGGAGAUGCUGAUGCUGUGGCAAUUAUUUGAUUGUGCGAACUUAAAGUUUGCAGCGACAACAUUCCAUGGUUUCUGUUUUGUCUAUUAAUUUAUGACAAAAGACGUCUAGUUUUUCUCUUUCCAAAAAUUGUGGGCACAUGAGAUUUCUCGUAGGUACAGACUUUACCUUUUGCGGUGAUGCAUAGGACAAAGAAGGGACGGCACUGCAGGAUGAAGUGCUACUGAGUUAGCUGUUCAAAAUGUUAUUCAGUAAAGAAAUUGAGGAUUUGCAUGAUGAUGGUUUUGAGGGGUCAAAUGAUGAGUGCCGCAUUUUCACGGAUAUCUUCUUUGCUAAAGAUAUUGGUAGUACUAGCAAGAGGUGUCUUGUUACUGGAGUCAUUAACUUUGAAUCCGAGCUCACUAAACAUGCGGAUGCAUCUCAUUGUUCAAACAGUGAAAACUCAGCUGUCACAAGUCAGUCCUCUUCCAAAGAUAUUUAUGUGGAGGAUUGUUAUAAUGUGAACGAGGAUUCUAGAGGGAUAUUGGGAUCACGUUGUCUUUCAAAAAGAUUUGCUUUGGCGGAAAAGGACGACCACGAUGUGAAUGUUAAACGGAUGCGGAUAUCAGUUGAUGAACUUACUAAUAUGAAACCUGAAAUGGGUAAGGUUCUGAGGUCAUCAGUGCCUAUAAAGGAAAAUGCUUCUAGCACAUCCUAUUCAGCUUCACACUCUGUUCAUCAAACAAGAACAUAUCGUUUGGUUGAAUCAUCCAGUCAGGGUGUUACAACUAGUUUCUAUCUGUUGAAGCGGCCUGUGGAAGUGGACAGAGUAGGUGAUGUGGGUGACAGAGAAGUUUCCAAGUGUAGAUUGUCGAGCCUUGAUGGAAAUGAUGGAAAGGAAUUAAUUUUAAGUAAAACUAUUGCUUCACCUGUUUCUCAGGAGAGCUUUGCUACGAAGCUUUUGGUUGCAAGUCGACCUGCUACAGUUGCAGUUAAAUCUGGAUCUGCACUUUGUAUCAAGGAGAGACCAAUGGAAUCCAAUUUUCAAGAAUUAGAUUUGCCCAAUAUGUCCUUGAAGGGAAAUUGUAUGAAGGAUCCGCGUUAUAUUCUGCACAAGCAUGCUAUUCGCUUAUUGAUGGAGGCAGGAUGGGAAAUUGAAAAGCGUAAAAGAAGCAACAGACCUUGCAUGGACUCAUUUUAUUGGUCACCUGAAGGCAGGAUGUAUCGUGAAUUUUCAAGAGCUUGGUGUUUAUGUGGUCAGAAUUUAUUUACUGAUGAAUAUGAUUUAGUGCAGGAAUAUGAUGGUAUGCAGUGGACUGAUAUCAGUCAGUUUUGUUCUGAUCUAUCUGAUACUUUAAUGCAUAUUGAAAAAGAAAUUAAUCAGUCAGAAUCUACCACUACAUUGGCUCAUCAAUGGAGUCUUCUAGACCCCUUUGUGGCUAUUGUGCUUGUCAACAAGAAGAUUGGUGUGCUAAGAAAGGGAAAUGUUGUUAAAGCAGCAAGAAGUUUUGUGAUUGAUAAGAGGGAUAAAAGUAAUGCAGUUUUGUCCUUGAAAAAUAGAAAUGAUGCUGGAAACCACCUUGCACUAGAAAAUGUUUUAAUCUUGCCAUGUGAUUCUUCACUGGCUGCUGAAAGUGCGUUGACUGUUUCUGAGAGGAAUUACCAUAGCCAGGUUGAGCACUGUGGCAAAAAAAUUGCAAUUUUUGAUGGACAGACACAAAAAGGAGCAGUGAAAAUUUUGAAGAGUGUAUCAGAUUAUGUGUCUGAGGAAAAAGGUGUACAUGCAGUUAAUAAUAGGGGAGUUAAUCAGGCUGGGAGACUUUCUGGAAAUAAUUUAAACAGUCCAGAAAUGAGUGCCUUACCGGCUUUUGGGUCAGAUAGCACUUCUAUCAAGUCUUAUGGUUGCUUGUAUGAUGUUCCUGUUGCUUCUGGAAAUAUUGAUUUGAUGCUUGGAGGAUCUGAAACUCUCUCCCCAAAUCAAGAUAGUAAUACAAGUUCUCCGUCCUGUGAUGAUGUUGAAAUACACAUAGAUGUUGUGGGCAGACUGAAUGAUUCUUUGGAGGAAAAUGAUGAGGCAAUAAAUGGCCAACAGGAAUCUGUGCACAAACUUCUAAGCAGUGGGAGCAAUGGUCUAUUGCAAUCUCAUGUGACUGAUAAAUCACGUUUGCUGUUGAACAUGUGUGGAAGUAACGUUUCUGAUUUAUGCCGGCCAUCCUCUUUUGGAGAUAGAGAUUUAGUUGAUCUGAACAAUGAACUGAAAUGUAAUAAAGAUUCUUCACGUCCCCAAGAUGAACCAUUUUCACCUGAAAUUGUCACUUCAGAAGUUGUACAACAGUCUGGACAUAUUCGGGAGGGGGAUGGGCUGUGCAUUGAUGCUUUUGAAUUGAAGAUGGAUGAUACGUUGUCCGCAAUAGAUGUUACCUCAAGAAAGAAGACGCCCGUAAAGUCUAAAAGAAUAUCUGAAAUUAAAUCGACCACUUUAUACAGAAAGGACAGUUUGGUUCUGUCCAAACUCAGAAACAAUGGGAGUUUCAAAGAAUCGUUGUCUCACAGCUAUUCUCAUCAUCAGAGUGAGAGAAAAAAUUUGAACAUUAAGAAUUUAUGUCACAAUAGUGGUGCUUCUGAAAAAAUGGAUCCAGUGGCUCGUGGCUGUAGAGUGCCAAUGGAGCUUGACUCUGAAGAUUAUAUUAAUGUGGUCCAUGUGCAUACCAGUAACGGAAUUUUGGAGUCUCAUUGUCACAGUGAAGCCUCUAAAUCAAGGAAACUUGAAACUCAAGAUGACAAUGGACAAAAGAGAUCAAGUAGGUGCCAGAUUAAAGAUGACGACCUUUUGAUUUCAGCUAUUAUAAAAAACAUAGACUUCAGCUCCAGUACCAAGCCAUCUUCAUCAAAAUUAAAGGUCAGCAAAUCAAAAUCUCUGAGAAAGCUCAAAAACCGAAAGGGCAGUUGUAAAUUGCUUCCAAGAAGUUUGGGUAAGGGUGGAAAGCAUUUUUCAGAUGGAAAGUGGUCAUCAUUGGGUUUGCGUACAGUAUUGUCCUGGUUGAUUGAUGCUGGAGUUGUUUCUUUGAAUGAUGUGAUCCAAUACAGGAAUCCAAAAGAAGAUUCCGUAGUUAAAGAUGGCUUGGUUACUAGGGAUGGGAUCCUCUGUAAAUGUUGCAGUAAAGUGCUCUCUCUCUCUGAAUUCAAGAUUCAUGCAGGUUACAAGCUGAACCGUCCCUCUUUGAAUCUUUUUUUGGAAUCUGGUCAGUCAUUCACUCUGUGCCAGCUUCAGGCUUGGUCAGCUGAAUACAAGGCCAGGAAGGGUGGCAAUAGAACUGUACAAGUGGAUGAGGUGGACCAAAAUGAUGAUGCAUGUGGACUGUGCGGUGAUGGAGGCGAGUUGAUAUGCUGUGAUGGUUGCCCAUCUACUUUUCAUCGGGCAUGCUUGUCUGCAAAGGAGCUCCCGGAAGGCAGUUGGUAUUGCCUGAACUGCACUUGUCGGAUUUGUGGUGAUGUGGUUAAUGAUAAAGAGGCUUCAAGUUCUUUUGUUGCAUUCAAAUGUUCACAGUGCGAACAUAAAUAUCACGAGGCAUGCUUGAAAGGGAAAGGUAUAAACAAAGGGGUUGUUUCUGAUGCUUGGCUUUGUGGUGGAAAAUGUCAGGAGGUUUAUUCAGGUCUUCAUUCUCGCAUUGGUGUCAUGAAUCACAUUAUCGAUGGCUUUUCUUGGACGCUUUUGAGAUGUAUUCAUGAUGACCAAAAGGUUCAUUCUGCUCAACGUUUUGCUUUGAAGGCUGAAUGCAACUCAAAAUUAGCUGUUGCUCUUGCCAUCAUGGAGGAAUGCUUUUUAUCCAUGGUAGAUCCGAGAACAGGCAUAGACAUCUUACCUCAUUUAUUAUACAAUUGGGGGUCAAAUUUUGCACGUCUGAACUUUCAUGGAUUCUACACUGCAGUUUUAGAGAAAAAUGACGUGCUGAUGUCGGUAGCAUCAAUCAGGGUACAUGGAGCAAUGGUUGCAGAGAUGCCCCUUAUUGCCACCUGCAGUAAAUAUCGUCGUCAGGGAAUGUGUCGACGCCUUAUGAGUGUCAUUGAGGAGAUGUUAAAAUCUUUCAAGGUUGAAAUGCUUGUGAUAGCUGCAAUUCCAAGUUUGGUGGAGACGUGGACUGUUGGUUUUGGUUUUGAACCAUUAGAAGACGAUGAAAAAGAAAUUCUGAACGACAUCAACUUGAUGGUGUUCCCUGGGACAGUACGGCUUAAAAAGCUGUUGUAUGCGUCUCAUGACACCCACGAACGAGCUGGCAAUAAAGAACACGGUGAUGCGUUGAAUGUCCUACCAGAUGAAUCGGCUAACAUAGGCAAUUGCUCGAAAGGAGAGCCUUUUGUGGAGGUGGGAUGGAAAUCUGAUAGUAGCUCCUGUGUCAUAGAAGAACUGGCAGACUGCGAGAGUCUGCGAGUCAGUGACGCUUAUGGUGACGAUGUCGACCAAAGUAGUUUGCAAAAACAGUUUUCAAAAGUUUCGUGUGAACAGGUUUCAACAGUUGGGGGAAUGCAGUCCCAAGCAAUAUCUAGUGUUGAAUCCCCACGUGUAAAUGGUGAGAGACAACUUUCUUUGAUCAAACAGGACUGCAAUUUGCAUGGGAAGUAGGAAUAAAAAAAGAAAGAAAAUAAUGAUAUUAGAAGCAAUUGACUGAUGGUGACGAUAGAUUAACACUGGUAUCUGAGUCUCGUGGCCUGAAGGUGGCAGUUCAAAAUAUUAGCCCCGGUUGUUUGGACAGAGUGUUUUCUCAGGAAAGAUGUCCCGUGCUAAUCUUUCUCAGGAAAUGUCCAGUUGUGAUAAAUGGAGCCCUAAAUGAAGAAGGAGAUAGGCUUGCCUUGCCGUUGAGCCUUGUCAAGUAGUUGAAAGCAUUGCGCCCCUGUGAAAAUGGGCCAUGCCAACCCCCUUUAAUCCCAGCCUCUCAUUUUUUGUAAAUAAAGUUUAACCAUUUAUGAUUCUAAUAUGUAAAUGUGGACAGUUAGUUCAGUCAAUAUUCCUUUCAAAAUAA